AUGGUCGCGCUCAACUCUAGCGCCAUUCAGCCUGAGCUCGCCGGCAAGGUCGCCCUUGUAACUGGUGGUGGUCGGGGCAUCGGCUCCGGUAUCGCAUUGGAGCUGGCGAAGAAGGGCGCAUCCGUGGCAAUCAACUAUGCCAGCAGCUCUCAAACCGCCGACAAGGUCGUGCAAGAGAUCCAGGCACAGGGUGUGAAAGGUGCAGCCUUCCAGGCUGACCUGACGAACGUCGACUCCAUCGGAAACCUCUUUAGCCAGGUCGUGGCACACUUCGGCCAACUCGACAUCGUGGUCUCCAACGCCGGAACGGAGAAGUUCGUUUCUCUGGCUGACACCACGCUGGAGGACUUCAACGACGUAUUCGACCUCAACACACGGGCGCAGUUCUUCGUCGCUAAGAAUGCCUACGACCACAUCCAGCCCGGUGGACGUGUUGUCCUGAUGUCGUCCAUCGCUGCUGGCGUUGGUGUUCCCGGACACUCCCUGUAUGCCGGCAGCAAGAGCGCCAUCGAGGGUUUCACUCGCUGUUUUGCUGCCGAUUUCGGCAAAAAGCGUUGCACCGUCAAUGCGAUCGCUCCUGCUGGCAUCAAGAGUGACAUGUGGUUGAGCAACUCGUGGCGCUAUGCCCCUGGCUGUGACCAGAACUCGUCUCUCGAGGAUAUUGAGCAGGCUCUGGCUAAUGGUAGCCCUCUCAAGCGCUGUGGUGUGCCCGCGGACAUUGGUCGUGUUGUAGCAUUCCUGGCCAGUCCCGCUGGAGAAUGGAUCAACGGUCAGAUUCUGCCCCUGAAUGGAGGUGCCAAUAUCUAA
Molecule: messenger RNA, 807 nt
Organism: Penicillium canescens
Lineage: Eukaryota; Fungi; Ascomycota; Eurotiomycetes; Eurotiales; Aspergillaceae
Gene: arp2
Product: hydroxynaphthalene reductase arp2
Exons: 2
Coding region: 1-807 (268 amino acids)
Molecular function (GO): oxidoreductase activity
Source: RefSeq, a predicted model, not a curated record